Molecule: messenger RNA, 749 nt
Organism: Halichondria panicea
Lineage: Eukaryota; Metazoa; Porifera; Demospongiae; Suberitida; Halichondriidae
Exons: 3
Coding region: 169-627 (152 amino acids)
Source: RefSeq, a predicted model, not a curated record
GAAGGCAUGUGACUAUAAUUUAAUCAUGGAGUUAAUUGAGUGUAAACAAAGUAAUUAUAAAUGCAGACACUCACUGUGACUACUGCAAGUGUCUACUCUUACUCCGUCCUACAAUGAUCACUAGAGAUUGUCCUAGUAUCUACUCAUCGUUUUCUCUGUGAUAUCGCAAUGGCUACCUCUGCAGACAUGCACUGGCCAAGCACACGGACUCUCAUGGGCCGAAGGGGACGCCAGAACACUCAGAGGCAGUUACUAGGUGCUACCUCCAGUAGUGCUGACCCAACCUGGAAGAUCGGUGGUUGGAAACAGUACCCUACUCAUGAUCCCGAAGAAAUCCAUAACUCCGAUUGGGCUAACAACAUUUACGUAUCGCUUAAGGAGGAUAUACAAACAAAAUGGAGAAGGCAGGGUCCACCCCCGACUAAGGAUUUGUCUCUUGGUGGUCUCAGUGCAUAUAAGUAUGAUGACUUGAGAACUGACAAUGCAUACAUUGGAUUCUUCUUCCUCCGAAUACGUUUUAGCGAUGAUUCCUAUCUGUAUGCCGGAGUUGGUCUCACUAGAACAGAUCAUUGCUCCCCGGACCUAAUGAAAGUGUCCAACAUUGAAGCUGAUGUGUAUAAGACGUAGAUAUUUUACCUUUUUUUCACUGGCUUUUUAAUUUAUGACAACUAUUUUUAAUUUUUACCCUUUUUAAUUGAUAUUUCAUCUUUUCUUUUUCUGUGCUAAUAAAUUGCUUUCAUAGUAAACGA